This is a messenger RNA of Pocillopora damicornis (cauliflower coral), 662 nucleotides long. RefSeq lists its product as uncharacterized. The record is from RefSeq and is a predicted model, not a curated record. NCBI's taxonomy places the organism in Eukaryota, Metazoa, Cnidaria, Anthozoa, Scleractinia, Pocilloporidae.
UCACCAUGGAGACAGAGAGAGACAACAAACUCGCCUUCCUAGACACCGCAGUUUUAAGAGAACCUGAUGGUCGCCUCACCACCAGCGUAUACAGGAAGCCCACGCACACCGAUCAAUACUUAGCGUAUGAUUCACAUCACCCUCAAUCAGUAAAACGGGGUAUUGUUAAGUGCCUUUACGAGCGCGCCAAACGUCUCGUAACAAAACCUUCCGUCAUUACCGAGGAAAAAAAACAUCUGUCAUCCGUUCUGGUUUCUAAUGGUUAUCCUUUUUCUUUCUUGCAGAAACUUACCAAGACCGGAAAACCAAACAACAGUGCCGAACUCGCCAACGAGUUCAAAGCUACUGCGGUUUUACCUUAUGUCAAAGGUCUGUCCGAACAGCGUUGCCGCUGCCUACAACAACAAGGCGUACGCGCUGUUUUCAAGUCGGAGACUACGCUAAGAUCUCAGUUAGUACGACCAAAAGACGCUGUCGCCCCGGCUAAACAAGAUGGUGUAGUUUACAGGAUUCCCUGUGAAUGCGGCAAGGUGUACAUCGGCAAGACUGGAAGACCUAUGCAAGACAGAAUUAAGGAGCACGAUCGAGACAUUCGACACGCCCGUACCGAGACCUCCACCGUUUCAGAGCAUGCCCACAACACCGAACACAAGCCACCCUAA